AUGGUGGAGGAGCUUGUCGACUAUGGCGGAACAGGGGGCUGGGUGAUCGAUGAUGGUGAUGAUAUGCCGAUGGAUUGGGGCAGUAUGGUGGUAGGGAGGCGGGAUGUGAAGAUUGCUCCUGAAUUGGGCCGAAAUAUCAGUCGCGUCCUCCGCAAGAGAAAAACCAUAUGGGACUCACAUAGGGCCUCAUCUUAUCUUGCUGAGAAUGGGACGAUCCUUGAUAAUGUACUCAUAUGUCGUCAGGAGGUCUUGAAAUUGGCCCAUGCGGAGGUCGCCCUGUCGGCCAUUUCGGGGGUCCGGAUAUGCCAGCAACAACAGUCUAGUUGUGUCAUGAGGAAGUGCCCGCCACCGUGUAGGGCCGCCCUUGUACGAGAUCAUGUUGACAUCCGGGGCCUACUCGGGGAGUCCAGGAGGACUGCCAUGGUGGAGGAGCUUGUCAACUAUGGCGGAACAGGGGGCUGGGUGAUCGAUGAUGGUGAUGAUAUGCCGAUGGAUUGGGGCAGUAUGGUGGUAGGGAGGCGGGAUGUGAAGAUUGCUCCUGAAUUGGGCCGGAAUAUCAGUCGCAUCCUCCAGCCUCUCCUAUGGGAGCUUCUUGACGAUCGCGGGACAUGGGCGAACUAG
Messenger RNA from Coniophora puteana RWD-64-598 SS2, 621 nucleotides. RefSeq lists its product as uncharacterized. The record is from RefSeq and is a predicted model, not a curated record. The coding region runs from base 1 to 621 and encodes 206 amino acids. The transcript has 2 exons. NCBI's taxonomy places the organism in Eukaryota, Fungi, Basidiomycota, Agaricomycetes, Boletales, Coniophoraceae.